AUGGGAGGUGGGCAGCACACCACACUUGACGAGCUGUAUAUGUGUGUGUGUGUAUGGAUCCCAGGGUCCCAAUCAGCCCGUUUGUUGAGUGCUUCCACUGGCGAUGAUGAUGCAUCGCGGUGUGUGGUGUGCAUCCAUGAGUACGACACACACACGGGUGCCGCACACACGCCCCUCGUACUCGGCCAAUGCGGUACGUACGGGGGCAAGGAUGGUUGGCCGAGACACACACAUAGUUUUGCGUAUUCCAUCGCAUCCAUGUGUGUGUCUUGUGUUGUGUUGGUGUGUGAAGGUCACACCUUCUGUGCCCACGUGAGCCGGCAGACAGACAGACAGACAGACAGACAGACUGCAGCGAGAAUGUCUUUGUUCUUCAUGACGUGUUGGUUUGUUUCAUUCAGUGUGUAGCGCGCAUAAAAGGACUCGACGGCAGCGUCAAGUGUCCCACGUGCAGGUGAGUGGGCAUGUGUGAAGGUCAUGAGCAAUCCUGACCCAUUCAUCUCUCCCUCUCUCUCUCCCUCUCUCUGUUUCUCAGGGCUGUAAGUCGGGAGGAUGUCAUCAAGAAGAACAACGCACUCGUCACCCUCCUCGAGUACAUGCGGCCAUCUGACGGCACCGCUGGACGGCAGCAGCAGGCCGGUAAUGCGACCACCACCACCACCACCGCAGCAGCAGCAGCAGCAGGGCACGUCAGCAGCAGGGUCGCCACCACACCACAUGGAGCACGGCAGACCAGCAGGUAAGGCUCGCCAGAGAGCAGAGGAGCACUGAACACAGUUGAUCUCGCCAUCUGUCCUUUUUGUUCGUACAGCAAUGGCGCCACACUCCGUCAGCGGCAGGAGGGCUCCUCACUGUCACAGCAGCAGCCGGCCAACAGCAGCAGUGUCGGCCGUCGGACGGGCACAUCGCGGUAUGGCUACCGAUAUGAGGUGGUGCAGGAGGGCACCGGCAGAGUGCCCACACUUUUCGACACCGUCAAGAUCGACCGGAUUGCGUGGGAUGAUGGAUUCGACGGCCAGCGCAAAGCAUGCGAUGUCCAUGGGGAGGUGAUUCGGGUGUCUGGUCGGGGUGAGUGGAAGCGUGAGGCGUUGCUGGCGAUGCGUGAGGGCGAGAUUAGGCGAAUCACAGCGCCACCCAGAUAUCCUGCCCGCUUCCGUCAGCUGCGGUUGAUCAGCAUAGAGUAG
This is a messenger RNA of Vitrella brassicaformis, 1184 nucleotides long. The record is from the annotation of a GenBank genome assembly. NCBI's taxonomy places the organism in Eukaryota, Vitrellaceae.